AUGGUGAGCUAUGUCAAGAGCCUCCCAGGGCGCCUGGCCUCCGUAAAGGCUGGGAAGCCACCCCUGCAGAUGCAUCAGCAGCCCUUGGCCAAGGAGGAGGCCCAGGAGGAAGGCCGGAGCCUGUUGCAUCCGUCAGCUACUGCUGUGAAACAAACACCCACCAAACCUCCGUGCUUGAGGAACCAGAAGCAUCGCUUUCUCACGGGUCUCCGGGGUCGGCUGAUCUUGGCUGGGCUCAGCCAGGCUGCUCAGCCACCAGCUGCCCACCCAUCAGGGGUGACUCACGGUCAGAAAGAGGCACAGACCCCCUCCCCACGGAAAGCAAGGCCCUGCUGUGAGCUCUCCUGGGGCAGGCUGAGGACCAGACCCCGCUUCGCUUCGGGCAGCAGAGCUGCGCAGGGAGGACGUAGACACCCUGUCUGCAUCUCGACUGGAACAAAUCUGAUAAUGGAGACACCGAGGAGGGAAUGUCGAAUCGUGCAGGAAUGUCUCCAAGGACAAAUUCUCCCAGCAGAGAGAAUGAAGAUAAGCAAAUUAAAGGGAAAAGAUCUGUUUGAUGGCCCUGAACGACACAGAGCAGGCAGCUGGGGAGUGGGGGAGGGUGGGGCUUCAUUUAAAAGGUGGCCAGAGAAGGUGUGGCUGAGCAGCUGGAUCUUAAAAGCUGCCUGA
Molecule: messenger RNA, 669 nt
Organism: Ictidomys tridecemlineatus (thirteen-lined ground squirrel)
Lineage: Eukaryota; Metazoa; Chordata; Mammalia; Rodentia; Sciuridae
Source: RefSeq, a predicted model, not a curated record